Molecule: messenger RNA, 1292 nt
Organism: Mugil cephalus (flathead mullet)
Lineage: Eukaryota; Metazoa; Chordata; Actinopteri; Mugiliformes; Mugilidae
Product: serine/threonine-protein kinase WNK2
Exons: 3
Coding region: 220-1002 (260 amino acids)
Source: RefSeq, a predicted model, not a curated record
ACUCGGGAUUCUGCAUUCAGUCUUGGAAAGCUGCGCAGUUCUUUACCAGAGUUUUUUUUUUCUUUUUCUCUUCAUUUGUUUUUCUAAUGAAUUUACCUCCACAUUGCUGUCACAUUUGAACGACAGCUCACACCUCUUGCUCACACUUCUUAGAAACGAUGGAGAAUUGAUUUACAUCAAGUGACAAUCCACCACCACUCUGCAUCAAACCAGGCAGUGAUGCCGCUUGGUCGUCACUUUAUCAGAAGCACCUCUCUCCAGAUCCCUCCACAGCCAAACAACGUUAUACUCCCACAUCCAGCCUUGUUGGACGCUGUCCACCCUGCCCUGGUCCAAGCCAUUAUCAAUCCAAAGCGGGGGAUGGAGGAACCGCUCCAGCCUCACACACCACAGCCCCCCAGGAGCUGCAACUCACCAGGACCUGCUGGGAAAUCAUGCUCAAAUCUGGAUGUGAGGGUGGCCGUUAUUCUGGUGACUCUGGCAGGAGCCGUUAUCCUCCUGCUGUUGUACAGACUCUUACAGCUCAGACACAGGCUGAGAAUGGCCAGGGCGAGGCACGCUUUGGAGUACUACAGCUUCUACCACUCUGCCACCUACACCCUCAAACAGCCCUCACCCUGCCAGGAUCUCCCAGCCAAGAAUGGUCUGGUUCCAGACGCUCCCCCACCGGUCCAAAUCACAGUGACACCCGCUGACGUCACCCCGGUUCCGCCAUCGCCGCCGCCACAGGUGUCGCCUCCAUCUCCAAAGCUGCUCCCCCCACCUCCUGUCCUCCCACCUCCACCUCGCCACCCUCCGCCGUCUCUCCCGCCGGCGCCUCCCGUUUUGUCCCUCCCUCUCCCGCUGCCUAUGAUCCACACCACCCCUCCCAGCCCUCACCUGUCGUGGGGCGCCUGCUCGGAUGCAGAUGUUUACUCUCGGAUCGGAGCUUUCAGGCCCUCCAGGCUCUCCAGCCUGUCCAGCCAGUCGAUGGUCAUUCUGUUUGAGCACUCAUCUCUCUGAACGUCUACACAUGACGAUAGUGGUGACACUUCAAACAGAGAUAAGCGUCCAUGUUUAUAUAUAUAUUCAGGGAGGACAAAUUGUAGUAUGCUUAUAGGAUGGCAUGGAUAGAGGCCCUCCAGAUGUUCAAUUUCCCUAGCAGGACAUGGAUUAGUCACCACAGUCUUUCCAGUCCCGGCAAAACUAUCAACCACUCAACUGAUUUGUCAACUGCUUUUUUUUAAAAAAAAGACGGACCUGUGUAUGAAAAGUGAUAAAACACUCAGAUAAAUGAGAAUAUUAUAGUUGAA